Anopheles aquasalis is the source of this 1475-nucleotide messenger RNA. RefSeq names its product putative OPA3-like protein CG13603. Gene Ontology annotation, cellular component: mitochondrion. Gene Ontology annotation, biological process: regulation of lipid metabolic process. The record is from RefSeq and is a predicted model, not a curated record. Lineage: Eukaryota; Metazoa; Arthropoda; Insecta; Diptera; Culicidae.
GGUUGCUGAGAUUGGGAGGUAAUCGCUGAUUCAGGUGUUCAACUUUCCGGCAAGCGGGGUUUUUCCGAAACGUUGGGUGACCCAAGAGAUCCGAAAGUACAGUCAAGAUGGUCGUGGGAGCCUUUCCGGCCGCCAAGCUUGGCGUGCUCGCAAUGAAGCAGAUCUCCAAGCCGAUCGCCAACCUCCUGAAGGAGCGGGCAAAGAACAGCCCGUUCUUCAGAAAGUACGUGUGCAUGCCGCCGGCUCAGUUCUACAACUGGAUGGAGGUGAAGACGAAAAUGUGGGCCCUGAACCUCGGCAAACCGACCACGGUUCCGGUUCUGAAUGAAGCGAUGGCCAUAGACCUGGGAGCGAAUCUGCUCGGCGAGAUCAUCAUCUUUACCAUCGGUGCCGGUUUGCUGUUGUUGGAGUAUCAAAGGCAGGUGCGCAAAGAAUCGAACAAGGAGGAGAUGGUGCUGCAGGAGAAGCUCGAACUGCAAGCCACCAUCAAUGAGCUGAUCUUUCAGGUGCAACGACAGGAUACACAAAUCCGUGAGAUGGCGAGGGUUGUGGCGGACCUAGAGUCAAAAUCUUCCUGGAAACCUAAGAUACUCGAUGAGCUACCGUUUACUAGGAAAAGUAAAAGCGAACAGCCCCUGUACAUCCCCGCAAUACCCGAUGUGAACGGUGAAGGGGCCGUCGAGUCCGGCAACAGUGGUAAUGGCAGUAUUCUUUCCAAAGCGCUGGAAAUAAUCGAUAAUGAAGUUUUUUAUAGCGACAGCUCAGCCAACGAAGAGCACACGGAGCAACACCCCAAGCCAGGCCUAGUGACGCGUAGCGUAUCCUACUUUCUUAAGCUAAAUAGUCCACCAAACUCUUCACUGCCGACGAGCCGAUGAGCGCAGGAGUAGUAGAUUCUUUCAAAUCCGUAGCAAUACCUCUGCGGCAAGUCACAUAGUCGCAUGUGGUUUUCAGUACACGUCGAACACUUUGUACGUUGGUUUUCGGAUGUUCUCUUGCUACUGGCUCUAGUCUUACUUUUCAUGACGCUUACGAUAGCGAUUCGUAACAUCGAACCUCGACAAGAGCUGGUUGAUCGUCUCUUCAGUUUCUAUCUACAUCUGCACAACAUCUCGGUCUCGGUAUCAUGCUGACUCGGCUAACCGGACAAAUACUUAAUUUAGUUGGCAUUUAAUACCCGAUUCAACCAGCGCGAUGAAUCUUUCCCGUUAGGUCUCUCGUAAGACCUUUUUUUUUGUUCCGCUCGAACUAGACCUUUUUCCUUUUUAUGCUCAUAAAUAUAAGCUGAAAAUGUUCAACGUGCAUCAUGGAGCCACUAAUCGUUUGCCAACAAUUCGCUGUGCUUGCGUUGAUAAGGUGUAGGAUGUGGUUUUUGGUGUGAGCGUUGUCGCAUCACUUGUAUAUAGUUUUCAGUUGUUGCAAGUUAGAAACAGAGCUGAAUGGUUAUAUGAAUAAAAGACAAAAUGUACGCCGUA